Messenger RNA from Branchiostoma floridae (Florida lancelet), 672 nucleotides. RefSeq names its product dolichol phosphate-mannose biosynthesis regulatory protein-like. Gene Ontology annotation, biological process: GPI anchor biosynthetic process. NCBI's taxonomy places the organism in Eukaryota, Metazoa, Chordata, Leptocardii, Amphioxiformes, Branchiostomatidae. The transcript has 4 exons. Bases 164 to 415 code for a protein of 83 amino acids. Gene Ontology annotation, molecular function: enzyme regulator activity. Gene Ontology annotation, cellular component: endoplasmic reticulum membrane; dolichol-phosphate-mannose synthase complex. The record is from RefSeq and is a predicted model, not a curated record.
GAUUCGCAGAUUUUCCUUCGUGUUGGCGGCCAUGUUGGAAUCUUGUAGAUGUCAUAGGUCAAAGUCUGACUGGUCAAGGGUCACCAGCUGACGACGUGACACUUCCUGGUUGUUGCAAGACUCAUUUUGUGGUGCUCCUAUAAAGCCUGUGUUUUGAGCAAAAAUGGCGACAGGAUCAGACCAGGCUGUAGGGAUGGGGAUGGUGGCACUCAGCGCACUCAUCUUCACAUACUACACCAUCUGGACAGUUGUUCUGCCCUUUGUAGAUGAUGACCACAUAGUGCACCAGUACUUCCUACCCAGACCAUAUGCUGUGAUUAUUCCAACUGUAGCAGGAGUUGUGGCGCUGAGUGCUAUAGGAUCUUUCUUUGGCUAUGUUAUGCUACAAGACAAGAUGAAGAAAAAAGCCAAGUGAAGUGAAUGUGAACAUGUUCUGCAGUACCAGUGGAGGCUGUGUUUUUGCAUAAACUGAUAGGGGGCGUUGUGACCAUGUGAUUGAAAAGUAUGCAGCAUCCACUCUGACAUAUAAAUUCACUGGAUGAUUCAGAUCUGAUGCCAUGUUUUUUAACAUUGACUGCUUCAUUUAAUUGAUAUCCCACCCCAUGUAUGUUAUGUAACAUUACAGUUCUUAGGUGCUUUCAAAAUUGGUUGAAAGGACGGAAUGAAACAAAA